Symphalangus syndactylus (siamang) is the source of this 12235-nucleotide messenger RNA. It is a transcript of the gene MYO5A, whose product is annotated as myosin VA. Gene Ontology annotation, molecular function: actin filament binding; microfilament motor activity; ATP binding. The record is from RefSeq and is a predicted model, not a curated record. Lineage: Eukaryota; Metazoa; Chordata; Mammalia; Primates; Hylobatidae. Gene Ontology annotation, cellular component: membrane; actin cytoskeleton; myosin complex. Gene Ontology annotation, biological process: actin filament organization.
GACCCCAGGCAGGUGGAGCGCUCGCAGCUGCUCGCGGCGAGCCAGGGAGUGAUGGCGAGGCCCCCGCAGGCCGCCAGCGCCUGAGGCGCCCCGCCCCGCCCCGCCCCGCGCUGCCCGCCCCGCCCCGCCCCGCGCUGCCCGCGCCGCCCGGUCCUGCCCUGCCCUGCUCCCUGUCGGUGGCUGCGGGCGCUUCCUAGUCCGCUCGGGCGGCCGCCCAGGCGAGGUGCCGCCUCCGCACAGGCGGGGGGCGUAGGCGCGCGGGGCCCGCCAUGGCUGCGUCGGAGCUCUACACAAAGUUUGCCAGGGUUUGGAUACCUGAUCCAGAGGAAGUCUGGAAGUCAGCAGAGCUGCUCAAAGAUUAUAAGCCAGGAGAUAAAGUCCUCCUGCUUCACCUCGAGGAAGGAAAGGAUUUGGAAUACCAUCUAGAUCCAAAGACCAAGGAGCUGCCUCACUUACGAAAUCCUGACAUACUUGUUGGUGAAAAUGACCUCACAGCCCUCAGCUAUCUUCAUGAGCCUGCUGUGCUCCAUAAUCUCAGAGUCCGCUUUAUUGAUUCCAAACUUAUUUAUACAUACUGUGGUAUAGUCCUAGUAGCUAUAAAUCCCUAUGAACAGCUGCCUAUUUAUGGAGAAGAUAUUAUUAAUGCAUACAGUGGUCAGAACAUGGGUGAUAUGGAUCCACAUAUCUUUGCAGUAGCUGAAGAAGCUUACAAGCAAAUGGCCAGAGAUGAACGAAAUCAGUCCAUCAUCGUAAGUGGAGAGUCUGGGGCAGGAAAAACAGUCUCAGCUAAGUAUGCCAUGCGAUACUUUGCAACUGUGAGUGGUUCUGCCAGUGAGGCCAAUGUGGAGGAAAAGGUCUUGGCCUCCAACCCCAUCAUGGAGUCCAUUGGAAAUGCUAAAACAACCAGGAAUGAUAAUAGCAGCCGUUUUGGGAAGUAUAUUGAGAUUGGUUUUGAUAAGAGAUAUCGAAUCAUUGGUGCCAAUAUGAGAACUUAUCUUUUAGAGAAAUCCAGAGUGGUAUUCCAGGCAGAAGAGGAGAGAAACUAUCAUAUCUUCUAUCAGCUUUGUGCCUCAGCAAAGUUACCUGAAUUUAAAAUGCUACGAUUAGGAAAUGCAGAUAACUUUAAUUACACAAAACAAGGAGGCAGUCCUGCGAUUGAAGGAGUGGAUGAUGCAAAGGAGAUGGCACACACUAGGCAGGCCUGCACUUUGCUAGGAAUUAGUGAAUCUCAUCAAAUGGGAAUUUUCCGAAUACUUGCUGGCAUCCUUCACUUAGGCAAUGUUGGAUUUACGUCCCGAGAUGCAGACAGCUGCACAAUACCUCCCAAGCAUGAACCUCUUUGCAUCUUCUGUGACCUCAUGGGUGUGGACUAUGAGGAGAUGUGUCACUGGCUCUGCCAUCGGAAGCUAGCUACUGCCACAGAGACAUACAUCAAGCCCAUCUCCAAGCUGCAGGCCACAAAUGCCCGUGAUGCUUUGGCCAAGCACAUCUAUGCCAAGCUCUUUAACUGGAUUGUAGAUAAUGUCAACCAGGCUCUCCAUUCUGCUGUCAAACAGCACUCUUUUAUUGGUGUGCUAGACAUUUACGGAUUUGAAACAUUUGAGAUAAAUAGUUUUGAACAGUUUUGCAUAAAUUAUGCAAAUGAAAAACUACAGCAACAAUUCAAUAUGCAUGUCUUCAAAUUGGAGCAAGAAGAAUAUAUGAAGGAACAAAUUCCAUGGACACUCAUAGAUUUUUAUGAUAAUCAGCCUUGUAUUAAUCUUAUAGAAUCGAAACUAGGCAUUCUAGAUUUACUGGAUGAGGAAUGCAAGAUGCCUAAAGGCACAGAUGACACCUGGGCCCAAAAAUUGUACAAUACACAUUUGAACAAAUGUGCACUCUUUGAAAAGCCUCGUCUAUCAAACAAAGCUUUCAUCAUCCAACAUUUUGCUGACAAAGUGGAAUACCAGUGUGAAGGAUUUCUUGAAAAGAAUAAAGACACCGUUUUUGAAGAACAAAUUAAAGUUCUUAAAUCAAGCAAGUUUAAGAUGCUACCAGAACUAUUUCAAGAUGAUGAGAAGGCCAUCAGUCCAACCUCAGCCACCUCCUCAGGGCGCACACCCCUCACACGCACUCCUGCAAAGCCCACCAAAGGCAGACCAGGCCAGAUGGCCAAAGAACACAAGAAAACAGUGGGGCAUCAGUUCAGAAACUCCCUGCACCUGCUUAUGGAGACACUCAAUGCCACUACCCCUCACUAUGUGCGCUGUAUCAAGCCUAAUGACUUCAAGUUCCCAUUCACGUUUGAUGAGAAGAGGGCAGUGCAGCAGCUGAGAGCAUGUGGUGUCCUGGAAACCAUCCGAAUCAGUGCGGCCGGCUUCCCCUCACGGUGGACUUACCAAGAAUUUUUCAGCCGCUACCGUGUCCUAAUGAAGCAGAAAGAUGUGCUGAGUGACAGAAAGCAAACAUGCAAGAAUGUGUUAGAGAAACUGAUACUGGACAAGGACAAAUACCAGUUUGGUAAGACAAAGAUCUUUUUCCGUGCCGGUCAAGUGGCCUAUCUAGAAAAAUUGAGAGCCGACAAACUGAGGGCUGCCUGCAUCCGGAUCCAGAAGACCAUCCGAGGGUGGCUGCUGAGAAAGAAGUACCUACGCAUGCGGAAGGCAGCCAUCACUGUGCAGAGAUACGUGCGGGGCUACCAGGCCCGAUGCUAUGCUAAGUUUCUGCGCAGAACCAAGGCAGCAACCAUCAUUCAAAAGUACUGGCGCAUGUAUGUGGUCCACAGGAGGUACAAGAUUAGACGAGCUGCCACUAUCGUUCUUCAGUCUUACUUGCGAGGCUUCUUGGCCAGAAAUAGGUAUCGCAAGAUACUCCGUGAGCACAAAGCAGUCAUCAUUCAGAAGCGAGUCCGGGGCUGGCUGGCCCGCACACACUACAAGAGGAGCAUGCGUGCCAUCAUCUACCUUCAGUGCUGCUUCCGGCGGAUGAUGGCCAAGCGUGAGCUAAAGAAGCUCAAAAUUGAGGCUCGCUCAGUGGAGCGCUAUAAGAAGCUGCACAUAGGCAUGGAGAACAAGAUCAUGCAGCUGCAGCGCAAAGUUGAUGAGCAGAACAAAGACUACAAAUGCCUUAUGGAGAAACUAACCAAUCUGGAAGGAAUAUACAACUCUGAGACUGAGAAACUACGAAGUGACUUAGAACGUCUUCAACUAAGUGAAGAGGAAGCGAAAGUUGCCACUGGGCGGGUCCUUAGUCUGCAGGAAGAAAUUGCCAAGCUCCGGAAAGACCUGGAACAAACUCGUUCAGAGAAAAAAUGCAUUGAGGAACAUGCAGAUCGAUACAAACAAGAAACAGAGCAGCUGGUAUCAAAUCUGAAGGAAGAAAAUACUUUGCUGAAGCAAGAAAAAGAAGCCCUCAAUCACCGCAUCGUGCAGCAGGCUAAGGAGAUGACAGAAACUAUGGAGAAGAAGUUAGUAGAAGAAACAAAACAGCUGGAACUUGACCUUAAUGAUGAAAGGCUGAGAUAUCAGAACCUUCUGAAUGAGUUCAGUCGCCUAGAAGAAAGAUAUGAUGACCUCAAGGAAGAGAUGACCCUUAUGGUGCAUGUGCCUAAGCCUGGACACAAGAGAACAGACUCCACCCACAGCAGCAACGAGUCUGAAUAUACCUUUAGCUCUGAAAUUGCAGAAAUGGAAGACAUUCCAUCGAGGACAGAGGAACCAAGUGAGAAGAAGGUACCUCUGGACAUGUCAUUGUUCCUUAAGCUCCAGAAGCGGGUCACAGAGCUGGAGCAGGAGAAGCAGGUGAUGCAGGAUGAGCUGGACCGCAAGGAGGAGCAGGUGCUCCGCAGCAAGGCCAAGGAAGAAGAAAGACCACAAAUUAGAGGUGCAGAACUGGAAUAUGAGUCACUCAAGCGUCAAGAACUAGAAUCAGAAAACAAAAAACUGAAGAAUGAGCUAAAUGAGUUGCGCAAGGCCCUCAGUGAGAAAAGUGCCCCAGAGGUGACCGCCCCAGGUGCACCUGCCUACCGUGUCCUCAUGGAGCAGCUGACCUCUGUGAGCGAGGAGCUUGAUGUCCGCAAGGAGGAAGUCCUCAUCUUAAGGUCUCAACUGGUGAGCCAGAAAGAAGCCAUUCAACCCAAGGAUGACAAGAAUACAAUGACAGAUUCCACAAUACUUUUGGAAGAUGUACAAAAAAUGAAAGAUAAAGGUGAAAUAGCACAAGCAUACAUUGGUUUGAAAGAAACAAACAGAUCAUCUGCUCUGGAUUACCAUGAGUUGAAUGAGGAUGGAGAGCUGUGGCUGGUUUAUGAAGGGUUAAAACAAGCAAACAGGCUCCUGGAAUCCCAGCUCCAGUCACAGAAGAGGAGCCAUGAGAAUGAGGCCGAGGCCCUCCGUGGGGAGAUCCAGAGUCUGAAGGAGGAGAACAACCGACAGCAGCAGCUGCUGGCCCAGAACCUACAGCUGCCCCCAGAGGCCCGCAUUGAGGCCAGCCUGCAGCACGAGAUCACCCGGCUGACCAACGAAAACUUGGAUUUGAUGGAACAACUUGAAAAACAGGAUAAGACGGUCCGUAAACUGAAAAAACAACUGAAAGUAUUUGCCAAAAAAAUUGGUGAACUAGAAGUGGGCCAGAUGGAGAACAUAUCCCCAGGACAGAUCAUUGAUGAACCCAUCCGACCAGUCAACAUUCCCAGGAAAGAAAAGGAUUUCCAAGGGAUGCUGGAAUACAAGAAGGAGGAUGAGCAAAAACUUGUUAAGAACCUGAUUCUGGAACUGAAGCCACGUGGUGUAGCAGUCAAUUUGAUUCCAGGAUUACCGGCAUAUAUCCUAUUUAUGUGUGUUCGACAUGCUGACUACCUGAAUGAUGAUCAGAAAGUAAGGUCGUUGCUAACAUCAACAAUUAACAGUAUCAAAAAAGUAUUGAAGAAAAGAGGUGAUGAUUUUGAAACCGUCUCCUUCUGGCUCUCUAACACAUGCCGAUUUUUGCACUGCUUGAAACAGUACAGUGGAGAAGAGGGCUUUAUGAAGCACAACACAUCUCGCCAGAAUGAACACUGCCUCACCAAUUUUGACCUGGCUGAGUAUCGGCAGGUGCUGAGUGACUUGGCUAUUCAGAUCUACCAGCAGCUCGUGCGGGUGUUAGAGAACAUCCUUCAGCCAAUGAUUGUCUCAGGCAUGCUGGAACAUGAAACAAUUCAGGGCGUGUCUGGGGUGAAGCCCACAGGGUUGAGAAAGCGAACCUCCAGUAUCGCCGAUGAGGGCACCUACACACUGGACUCCAUCCUCCGGCAGCUCAACUCCUUCCACUCGGUCAUGUGUCAGCAUGGCAUGGACCCUGAGCUGAUCAAGCAGGUGGUCAAGCAGAUGUUCUACAUCAUAGGGGCCAUCACCCUGAACAACCUCCUCCUACGGAAGGACAUGUGCUCCUGGAGUAAAGGCAUGCAGAUCAGGUACAAUGUCAGUCAACUGGAAGAAUGGCUGCGUGACAAGAAUCUGAUGAAUAGUGGGGCUAAAGAAACCCUGGAACCUCUCAUUCAGGCUGCUCAACUUUUGCAAGUGAAAAAGAAAACAGAUGAUGAUGCAGAAGCCAUUUGUUCUAUGUGCAAUGCUUUAACUACUGCCCAGAUUGUGAAAGUGUUGAAUUUGUAUACUCCAGUUAAUGAGUUUGAAGAAAGAGUCUCUGUGUCAUUCAUUCGUACUAUACAGAUGCGUUUACGAGACAGGAAAGACUCUCCCCAGCUGCUCAUGGAUGCUAAACACAUCUUUCCUGUCACCUUUCCUUUCAACCCAUCUUCCCUCGCACUAGAAACCAUCCAGAUUCCAGCCAGCCUCGGCCUGGGCUUCAUUUCACGGGUCUGAAAGUGAUGUCCAGGCAAACAUUGACAAUACAUUUCUUGCCCGAAAUAAGAACCCAUUAUUUCCAGUGAGCUACUGAAAAUACAUUUUUAAAGAGAAAGUACUGAUUAUCUCCCAAAUGAGAUGUGAUUAACUGGAAAUCUCCCUAGAAUACUUUCAUCACUUUGGAAACAAAGAUAGCCUCUUUCGUGCUGUGUUAUCUUUAUAGCAACACUCAUCCUUAACCACCUAGGUACCGUGAGUUUACAUACAGGAGAAUGAUGGAAGGAAGGGAGGAAGGAAAGGAGGAGAAAAAUGUGUCUUCAGCUGGCAGCGUUUAUUUUAAAUCCUUAGCACUGUGUUUGAAUGGUAUCAAAAGCAUAACUUCCAUAGAUGAGCUGUUGUUAGGAAGGCACCAAAGAACCUCCCCUGUACUCAACAGGAGAAUGGAAAGAAAAGUCUCCAUUGAGUACAUAUCAUGUCAGUUUAGGAAUCAGUUAUGUUGACAUUGUCAAACUGGUUCAAAGAAAUAAACUGGCAAUAUGUAAAGUAAUUCCUCAUUUGUGUCACUAUUAUAUAGAGAUGUUAAAGGAAUGUUGGUUUGCUAAAUAGUGUAGAUGUCCAUUUGUACUAUAGUUUACUGAGCAUUUUAAAUUGCUGCUACAUACUGUCUUCUUAAAAUGUAAGUGAUAUUAGGCACUGCAACAAUAAGUUUCUCUUAUCAACUCUGUUUACAAUUCAAUCAGAUCACAGUUUUAACUGGAUUAUAUGCAAAUACCUACAGAUUCACCUGCACAAGUAGCAGACACUGGAAAGUCAUUUAGUAAUAUGACAAAAUGCUUGACAUUUAGGGGUAGGAUUAGACAAAGUGGCCAUUGUUGAUGUCAUUAUUUAUUCAGGAUGUAUUACAUUGAUGUGCUCAUUAAUUUUCCCUGGGUGGAUACUGCGUCAGGGUACAGUGUUCUGUGAAGUGACUUAUUUUUAACUACCAGAUCUGAUUCCUUCCGUGCAUAUUUUCAACGUCGACAGGUUUUCUCUCUUCUUAAUUUAUUAAGAAUUAAUCUCGGCUGGGCACGGUGGCUCAGCCUGUAAUCCCAGCACUUUGGGAAGCCAAGGUGGGUGGAUCACUUGAGGUCAGGAGUUGGAGACCAGCCUGGCCAACAUGGCGAAACCCUGUCUCUACUAAAAAUACAAAAAUUAGCCGGGCGUGGUGGCACGUGCCUGUAAUCCCAGCUACUCGGGAGGCUGAGGCACAAGAAUCGAUUGAACCUGGGAGGCGGAGAUUACAAUGAGAUCAAACCACUGCACUCCAGCCUGGGUGACAGAGAGAGACGCUGCCUUGGAAAAAAAAAGAAUCUCACUCACUAUCUAGAAAGGAUUGUCAGAAUAUUCAUGAUUCAGGUCCUGAAACUUUGAUUAUGCAAAAGAAGGUAUAUAAUAAAUAUUUCAUUAUUAUUCAGUUUUUAAGGCUUUGCAACUUCUAUAAGUGUUCUCAGAUGCCACUAGAUAAUUUUAAAAGCAUCAUAUUAGAAAUACUUUAAGAAGACUUAUAUAAGAAAUAGAAGAUUGUUGAAUUUUACAGAGGAUUUGGUUCAUUAAGACCCAGAUUCUGUAAGUUUUCAUUCUGAAAUUCUAGUUAAACAUAUUCACCAUUUUUUUUAGGAAUCUUAUACAAUAAAUCCUUCAGGUUGCACAAAAGCAAAUUGUUAGUUUUCAUUAGAAACUCUGGUUCUGAAUUACAAUCAUAGAUUAUAUAAUUUAACUGUUAGAUGGUCUAUAAAAAUGACAAAUCUUAUUAAAAUAUGUGCAAUAUUUAUGGAAGUCAAACAGCUUCAUAUCAGUGAUAAAGAUUGUUAUUAAAAGAUAAAUACUGUCUGUUAAUUUACGUGGGCCUCAAGUUCCUUGUUUAUAAAAUAAGAGAGUUGGACGCUGAUUCUUAACGUCUCCUCCACAUUUAAAAUUCUCUUCUCAGCCCUUAGAUCCUAGAGAAAAAAAGCUGCAGUUACUCAGUAAGUCCAUUCUCUGUGGAAAGACCAGUGUGUAGUGCCUGUCAAUUCCUUAGGAUUAAUCAAAUGUAAAAUCACAAGUUUGUGUAGCCAUAACCUUUCUUAAAUGUACAUGAUUUAUGUACAUGCUUUUAGAAGGUCCUACUAUAUUUGUAUUAUAAUUAGUUUAAGCAAUUUUUAUUACAUCAUGUAUUGCUUUAUUCAGUUUGAAUACAUUUAUUUAUUUAUUUGCAAUUCAACCAGAAACACUACCAAUUGCAUCAGAUUCUCCCAGUUUUUCCUGGUUGUCAAUGCGGUUUUCAAUGCACAAUUAAGUCAUAGCCAUUUGGUUAGUACCAAAUGUGUCAGAAUCUAACAGCAUCCGAUAGGCUGUAAGUUGGGGAGUUGCUAAGAAAAUGCAGCAUGGUACAGGCUGUCCCCUUAAGCCCUGGAAAUCUCCCAGACCUCCCCCAGCUUCAUCCUGUGUAGCACGACUCACGUGCACCCUGAAUCUUCUCAGGUCUUCCAGGUCAUGCUGUAGCUCUCACUGCCAUGCAGCCUUUUUUUUUUACUCUGGACAGCUCAUGUACUGAAGCGUCAUGAAAGAAAGGCUGUGGUCUGAGCCUUUCUCUCCCAUCUACUGUCUUUCUCCUGUCAAGUGCUGGAGCCAGAGCUCCUACAGCCGCCCUUGGUGGUUUCUCCUGUUCAGUGAUGGUGGCACAAAGGUUCUGCUAUUCCAGGGCUCCAGCUUCUUCCCAGGUCUACCCAGAUCCCCAGAUGGGGGUCUGAAUUAACCUCUCUUGGUGGCCUGGAGAUUUUUAGUCAUUCACAAGAAUACCUUGUAACCAGGGAACCCCAAGGCCCAGUAAAUGAUUCUGUAUACCAUUUUCUUGAAGGUACAAGAAGAUUCUGCCGACUGUGGGGAUCUUUGGGCCAGUUUGAGGAUUGCUUUCCCUCUGAGGUUCUUUCUCUCUGUCAGCCACGCUUUCUCACCCAACUUCAGACACACCCUGCCAGCCUUUCCCCUACUCAUUCACUCUUCCCCUUCCCUCAACUUAAUCGUCUAUCCCGUUGCCUGCUGUUUGACUGUGCACUGACGGCAGGUGGAUGGAGUCAGUCCUCAGUCCUCAGUUGCCCCUGCUGGCCUUCCUGGUGCUUACCAUCAGCCCAAUCUUCGCACAGUCCUUGUUCUCACUUCUCUGCAAUACAUUCCUUCAAAAGAUCAGUCAUUGACUUUUUCUUAAUUCCUCUGUGACACACAAUGGGAAUUCAAAGGAAGAGAUCUUAAAAGUCACAACAAUUCUUUAUCUCAAUAAUCCCCUCCCCAUUCACCUUACUACAUGCAGACUCACCACACCCUUACAACUUGAAGCUGAAAAUUUAAAAGUAAUUUCCCUUUUUGCAGCUUUCCUCAGGUUAAGGCUUUGAUCUGCCUGAGAGUAACUCUAAAAGGAGGGAAGAUAAAUAUGGGAUAAAAUCCACGAAGUGGAGCUUCUAAUUCCUUUGGAAGUUUAAAAAAUUUCCACGUAUCUGAUGCUUCUUUUGUCAGGUGCAGAAGCACAAAAACAUAUUCCAAAGCCAACUGAUAGGAGAUUUGGGGAUUAUUGUCAGUUUGGAGGAUUUGCUGUGUUAUUUCUUCAUUUCCAUGGAUAGCUUAUAGUUGGCUCUUUCUGGAUGAGUAAUUAUGUGUAAUAUAGAUCAAGUCUUUUAGUAAGGUUACAGCUACAUGUUAGGGGAGGCUAUGAAAAUACUGUAUUUUUAUAAUUUCAGUGCAGUGAUUGUUGUGAAAAACUACUUUCAUGGUAACCCUAGGAAAAUGGGCACCUGCCACCAUCCUGAGAAGUCCUCACACAAUGCUCUUUCUCUCUUACACACACACACACACCCGUCACUAAUUCAUAGAGUUCUUUAGCAGGCAUAGUCAAGGAUCCUCUGGGUAAUGUCAGCUGCUUAUGAUAAAACGGAGCCAAAACUAGUGCAUCCUAUUGAAAGUAAUGCAGAAACAGUACCUGGGUCCAGAUAUGCUUUCCUGUGGCGCUUUCCUCUGUUACCUCGUUUCAUCCUCACAGCAGCAUGGAUGGUGGAUGGGGUCGCUUCCACAAUCAUUUGCCAAUGAUAGCUUGGGAAUAGAGAUAGGGGCAGUGACUUGCCUGAUGUCGCACAGCCCUCCAGCUGUCCUGCUUUCCCAUAUGGAGCAGUGGUGGUGUGGGCACCUGUGAGGCAGGAGACUUUAAAAACGUCGUGAGGUCACGUGCUGCCCCUCCUGGUACGUGUGGAAUGCCCCUGGCCAGCAAGGGGUACUUUUUUAUCAGAGUUGGCAGCUGGCAUGUGGGAACCGAGCAAGUGCUGAGUACCAAGCUACUUGUUUUAAGGAGACCAAGUGCUCAGCGCCAGGUGGUUUUCUUUUUUGUCAUAGUUACUUGCUGUAACUAGGCUUGACUUUUGUCAUGAAUCAGUGCUCUCUGGGAGGGUGCAAUACUCUGUUUGGGCAUUAAUUGGUAGCAGGCUGUCUCAACCAAAAAGACAGGAAGCAGCAAAAGCCUCUCUGAAAUUAAGAGGAAAGUUAUUCUCCACACACCUAUCAGAGUCUCUAUCGGAGCCACCAGGUGAGCUGUGCAGCCUGGACAGGCCUGCAGCUAUAGGCCACCUUCCCAGUUUAGGUCCUCAGCACAGGGGAGCCCAAGCCACUGGGUACCUUCUGAGGGCUGUCACUGGGCAGGCCAUAUACAAGUCAGUGUGUGCGUGGGCACUGCAGUGUGUGCAUGCCGCAGGUGUUGGCAGGUGCUAGGAGGGGUGCCGUGUGCAUGCGCGUUAAAGAGGAUCUGGAUUGCCGUGACCUCUGUUCAUGGAUGAGUGCAUUGUAAUUUGUUCUCAGGCUGUGCUGUGAGGGCCGCCUUAACCCUUGCUCCCUUCCCUUCUAGAGCUGCCUUAAGUUCUCCAGAACUUUUCUUCUGUAAAGGAUAUCUUGCUUGGAAGGGAUAUCUUGCCCUGUUUCUCAAGGUUUCGUGAGAGUUUUGAUUGGGUGUGGCCCUGCAUGACCCCCCUUCUCCUGUACUUCCUCUUUCCUUUCCAAAUGGGAAUUAGAACUGUGGGGCAGCAACAGUCUCAGAGCCAGUGAGAGGCCAGCUUAGAGAAUGCUUCUGCGUUAGUGGGACGCUGUGUCACAAGUAAGCAAAUGAAGAUAUGAAAGAAAUUAUGGAGAUAAGUUCGAUUCUUGGUAAUACUUAAAUGUCUUGCUUUCUACUAACCUUUUGUUACUAAAGGUAAAGGGUAUAACUCAAACUUUUUGUGGACAUUCUUUUCAAAAUUUUUUUAAGAACCCUGUACUAUAAAAGGUUGAGUAAAAACAGGAAAGCGCGCUCUAAGUUCAAAUCUGUUGUAUUACCCUAAAUUAGAUAAACCAACCUGAAUUAUAGUAGAUUUCUCAAUAGAUGAGGAACUGAAAAAUACUAUGUAAAAUAUCUUCCAAAAUGCUUUUUAUACUUUUUUAUUUGUAAUUUGGUCUAUCUAAAAUGUUCACUAGCUUAACUUAAUGAGUGUUAUUGGAUUCAUAUGACUAACAUUUCCUCAGUAUUGUAAUGCUUGAAAUAUUUGAAAGAAAAAUGUUUUUUAGUUGAAACUGGUAUAUAUAAUUCAGUGCUUGGCAGGUCAGUAUAUUUUUAUGCACUUUUCAGAGUCAGCAGUUUCAAAUCUUAUUGUUAUCAUGUUAUAAAAUUUUAGCCCACAUUUCAGGCUCCGUAAAUCAUUUGAGCCAUUAUUUUUUCCCAACAAAUGGUGAAUUUUUUCUUUAAAUGUGGAUAUAUAUGUUGUAAUUUAUGAUUCCUGGUUAUGUAUUUUUGUGGGAUCCUGCAGUAAAAUUGACUUUUUUGUGUCUUUGGGAGAUUUAAAUUGCUCUAACAGUGUUGCACAAAAAUGAGUUCAUGCCAUUUAACAUAUUGUAUUUUAAUUAUUAACUUCAUUAAUUUACUAUGAAAUAGACAUGCCUUUUAACUAAAAUGAAAUUGAACAUUGCAGUUUUCAAAUAUUUUUUGUUGUUGGGUCUGGAAAAGAAAUUCUGCUUUGAUCUGCAUAGAAAAUUUUGAUACAAUUUUUUGAAAGUUCUUAGGUGAAACAUUUACCCAUUAAAAAGGAAGCAGAAAUACUGAGACAUGAAAGGCAUUAUCAACUAACUCUAGACUCUAGAACCCAUUCUAGCAUAUCUCACGUGCAAUUUUUAAAAAUAAGUUAAUAAUUCAUCUCAUAUCAACAAAAGCCUUUGAAACAUGGGUUUUCACUAGAUAUCACCUAGUGCUAAGAUAAAAACCAAAACAAUAUCAGAAUUACAUUUAUGCUCUAAAUUUGUAGUUGUCCAAUGUUGUGCUUAGUAAAUGUGUGUCAUUAAUGCUGUAUUCUCCUAGCUAUUAUGGAAACUUGUUUAAAUAAAGAUAUGGAUAUAGA